Messenger RNA from Drosophila ficusphila, 1867 nucleotides. Its product is annotated as solute carrier family 25 member 40. Lineage: Eukaryota; Metazoa; Arthropoda; Insecta; Diptera; Drosophilidae. The coding region runs from base 231 to 1442 and encodes 403 amino acids. Gene Ontology annotation, biological process: mitochondrial transmembrane transport. The record is from RefSeq and is a predicted model, not a curated record. The transcript is spliced from 4 exons.
GGAACGGAAUGGUAAUGGUACAAAACGAACGAGGAGCACGGUGUACUAUUUUGGACCUGGAGACUAUUUCACAAUGAUCGUAGUGCUGGCCUAAUUGUCGGGCUUGCGGCUACUAAAACUAUAAAACACUACACGCGAUUCACCUUACCAUCCUUUCGCCACAUUUGCUACAUUUUCCCGCCAGCUUACCGGGGCUCCCAGUGAAAAAGCAGAGCCAGUGCAUCCGCGAAAUGGCCAAAAAGGAGGCCUGCGCCCACUUUGCGGCUGCCGCGGCGGCAAUAGCAGCCACUCCCAGCCAGAGUCAGUCAAAGGCCACGAUGACGGACCCGCGAUUCCGGAUUCGGCCGCUGCAGCAAGUGGCAUCUGCCUGCACCGGCGCCAUGGUGACCGCCUGCUUCAUGACCCCUCUGGAUGUGAUCAAGACCCGGCUGCAGGCGCAACAGCAGGCGCUGCUCUCGAAUAAGUGCUUCCUCUACUGCAACGGAUUAAUGGAUCACAUUUGCCCUUGCGGACCGGACACGCCAAAUCCAGCAACCGCCAAGCCCGCUCCCCGCUUUUCUGGCACCAUUGACGCAUUCAUCAAGAUCAGCCGCACCGAGGGCAUUGGCUCUCUGUGGUCGGGCCUCAGUCCAACGCUUAUUUCUGCCCUGCCCUCGACCAUCAUUUAUUUCGUUGCAUACGAGCAGUUCAAGGCCCGUUUCACUGACGUCCAUUACAAAUACAUGCAAAACUUUGACGCCAGCGGUCGCGACAUUCCACAAUCGAUUCCAAUUUUGGUGCCCCUCCUGGCUGGCAUUUCGGCCCGGAUCCUGGCCGUCACCUGUGUCAGUCCCGUGGAGCUAAUCCGCACCAAAAUGCAAUCGCAGCGCAUGACGCACGCCGAGAUGUUCGGCACCAUUCGCCAGGUGGUCCAGACGCAGGGCGUUUUGGGCUUGUGGCGCGGCCUGCCGCCAACCAUACUACGCGAUGUGCCCUUUUCGGGCAUCUAUUGGACCUGCUACGAGUACCUCAAGAGCUCCUUCGGCGUGGUGGAGCCCACAUUCAGCUUUAGUUUUGCGGCUGGAGCGAUUUCAGGAUCGGUGGCUGCCACGAUCACCACGCCAUUCGAUGUGAUAAAAACCCACGAGCAGAUCGAGUUCGGCGAGAAGUUUAUAUUCUCAGGUAGGCAGAAUGUGGUUCAGCUUACCCGAGCCAACGGCAUUGACAAUGGUUCGGUUUGCAUUACGGCAGAUAAUCCUCCAAAGCAAGUGCCCACCAAGUCGGUGGCUCACCGUCUGACCAGCAUUUAUCGUUUGGGCGGACUGCCUGCCAUCUUUUCUGGACUGGGACCGAGGCUCUUUAAGGUGGCGCCAGCGUGUGCUAUUAUGAUUUCGUCCUUUGAGUACGGCAAGUCUUUCUUUUACCACUACAACAUCGACCAGCACAAACGCAGCAAUUCAUAGACGACAUAGGCGUCCGAAUCGUUUUCACUUGAUUCUAAUGUCGACCUUGAAUAUCCAUGUAAAUAUUGUAAAUUAAUGCCCAACGGUGCCAGGAAAUUGGCAAGCAGGCAUCGUCGUCGUCUGCUGGGUUUGGCGAGCCCCGUCGAACUUGUUUAAAUUGUAGUGAAAUAAAAUUCUUGUAUUUCCUGGUUAUGAAAACAACAACAAAAAACUGGCAGCUGGUCAUUCCCACCACUUGAGCUAGUCUUAUGUUUGAGCUAAGAAGCUAAACAAAUGGGGGCUAGCAAAAACUAUUGUUUUUUAUUAAAAAAAAAAAAAAGGGUGUAUUUGUGCCCCAACAACUAUGUAUUUAUACGGACAUUACAGCGCACAUUAACAUAUGAAUUUUCUGUUGACCUUGUUGAAUAAAAUACAUAAUACUUAUA